UUCAUUUUUCACCAAAUUAGAAUCAACGAAACUAUUCAUCCUCUAACCUCUGUAAAUUAGAAUCAACGAAACUCUUUGUUGCUAAUGGCGGCUGUUUCAACUCACUUCAACAGCUCUCUAAAUAAACCCUUCCUUUCUCUCUAUUUCUCUAUUCCCCAUUUGGGUUUCUCCCAAGUUGUUCAAUUUCCAACUUUGAAACCAAAAUUUCCCCUUUCAAAGCCCAAAACAGUUGUAAUUUCUGCCACCAAAGCUGAUGGAACAUAUGCAAAUGAAGACGACUCUCUCACAACUUUCGACUCUUCCAUCAGACAAAAGACUAGGCGCCAUACGAUUCAAGUGUUUGUUGGGGAUGAAAGUGGAAUGAUCAAUCGUAUUGCGGGAGUCUUUGCUCGAAGAGGGUACAACAUUGAGUCUCUUGCUGUUGGUCUAAACAAGGACAAGGCUCUUUUUACUAUAGUUGUUUCUGGAACUGAAAGGGUGUUGCAGCAAGUUAUGGAACAGUUACAAAAGCUUGUAAAUGUGAUCAAGGUUGAAGAUCUAUCCAAGGAGCCACAAGUUGAACGUGAAUUAAUGCUUAUUAAAAUCAGCGCCGAUCCAAAAUACCGCGCAGAGGUUAUGUGGUUGGUGGACGUUUUCAGGGCAAAAAUUGUGGAUAUAUCUGAUCAUUCUCUGACUAUUGAGGUAACUGGAGAUCCAGGGAAGAUGGUGGCUGUUCAGAGGAACUUAAGUAAAUUUGGAAUUAGAGAAAUUGCUCGUACUGGGAAGAUUGCCUUGAGAAGGGAAAAAAUGGGGGAAUCUGCUCCUUUUUGGCGGUUUUCAGCAGCAUCAUACCCAGAUCUUGAAGGUGCAAUGUCUGCUGGUACUAUUUCGAGGACAACCAAGAGGACUCCUAAUGGAGAAUCUAUGUCUAUGGCUGAGGGAGAUGUCUAUCCUGUUGAGACAGAUGACAACUCUGGAGUCAGUCAAGUUCUUGAUGCUCACUGGGGUGUUCUCAAUGAUGAAGAUACAAGUGGGCUUCGCUCACAUACUUUGUCAAUGCUUGUGAAUGACACUCCUGGAGUUCUCAACAUAGUCACCGGAGUUUUUGCUCGACGAGGGUAUAACAUCCAAAGUUUAGCUGUUGGACAUGCUGAAGUUGAGGGGCUUUCUCGUAUUACAACGGUUGUUCCUGGCACAGAUGAGUCAGUUAGCAAGUUGGUGCAGCAACUGUAUAAGUUGGUUGAUAUUCAUGAGGUUCGGGAUAUUACUCACCACCCAUUUGCGGAAAGAGAACUAAUGUUGAUAAAGAUUGCUGCGAAUGCUGCAGCACGCCGCAAUGUUCUUGACAUUGCCAGCAUUUUCAGAGCAAAAGCUGUUGAUGUGUCUGACCACACUAUAACUCUUGAGCUUACAGGAGAUUUGCAUAAGAUGGUUGCUUUGCAGCGGCUACUAGAGCCUUGUGGUAUUUGUGAGGUAGCGCGAACAGGACGUCUGGCGCUGGUACGUGAAUCAGGUGUGGAUUCGAAGUACUUGCGAGGAUAUUCAUACCCUUUGUAGUCUAAAGUCCUCGAACCUAAGGAAAAUGCCUGCUCUUCGCGGAAUGUAUGUGAACAUGGACGGCUGAAUUACCCCCUUGGACUUUUUAGAAGUAGAAUAUAUACCCCCUUGAAAAGUCACACCAAAAUCUAUGUUAGGUGGUGAUUUGCACACGAAAUGUUACAUUUUUGCUCUUUUUUCUUUUUCCUUUUCUCCUUUCCUUUUUCUUUUUCAUUCCCUUUGCAGCAUAUGUUACUUCCGCCGUUGUCAUCCAAAUAACAGAAAGCCAGAUUAGCUUCUUCUUUGCUUAUCA
This is a messenger RNA of Nicotiana tabacum (common tobacco), 1828 nucleotides long. Its product is annotated as acetolactate synthase small subunit 1, chloroplastic. Lineage: Eukaryota; Viridiplantae; Streptophyta; Magnoliopsida; Solanales; Solanaceae. Gene Ontology annotation, cellular component: cytosol. The record is from RefSeq and is a predicted model, not a curated record. Gene Ontology annotation, biological process: L-valine biosynthetic process. Gene Ontology annotation, molecular function: acetolactate synthase activity; acetolactate synthase regulator activity.